AUGCCCUGGCAACCUCUUCCACGCAUCGCAUUCGCCGUCGCAACAUACCCAUUUGUUGCUUCCUCGCCCGCAGAUCUUCCACUUGAGCUUGGGGAUGAAUUAUACAUAAUUGAACAAGGUGGGAGAGAUUCACAAUGGUUUCGAGGAUAUUUAGUUGCUCCGCCAAAUCUACUGGCGGGCUUGACAAGUAUAAAAGGGCAGACUCUUGAAGCUAGGGUCUUCUCUGGAAUAUUUCCAACUAGUUGCGUAGAAGUUCGGGAGGUUCUAGGAGAUGAUGAGCGUGAAAGUCAGGUUUCUACGGAGGACGGAGACAUUGUCAACGAGCACGGAUAUACGAAUGGCAUUUUGGAAAAUAAGAGCUCUAGUCCUAUCAAUGGCGCCCACAUUCAUCAGCCCAAUCGAUCCGCAGAUCUCAACGGCGCAAACGGACAACCUGCGAAGAAGAAACCGAAGAGCAAGGGUUUUAAGAACGGAAAUACAAAUAGAUUUUCAAUUGUUGCGAAACGAGAACCUGGCGCACCGAAGCCACCAGCUCCAGUACCUAUGCUGAAGAUUGGAGACGAGACACCAACUUCUGCCUCCGAACCGUUAGUGGACGAAAUUGCAUCCUGUUUAAGAGAAUGGCACUCUACAAACUUGCACGAGCUCUUGCUUUCGAGACAAUAUCAGAAGUUGGAUAAGAUGUCAGCAUUGGUCAAAACUCUAGAUCUUUCAAGAAGGCAAAUUCUGCACAAUGUCUGCACAAAGCACGAGCUUCAGUCAUUGAGGGAGAAAACAGUAUGGGAUCUCGUGAGGGGGAACAAAUUGCUGAAUGGGGAAGUUAUUGUUCGAGAUCCUGCUGCCCACGGUAGGGUUCUCACAGGUGAUGAUUCAGCAGUGGAUGUCACUAGACUCCAAUCUAUGAUGAGUUUGUUGGAUGAAAAGCCGCAACUUUCGGUCCAGAACGAGAAUAUGGUACUCCACCAUCUCUUGUUGGACGUGAAGGCUUUUGUUGGAGUGUCUACGGAAUCUACAACUCUAUCCUUUUUCUUGGCUGCCAAAAAGCCGGGUUCGGCAGGUGUGGCACUUUCGGAAACUUAUAUUGUAGACGUACCUCCUAGUGCUUCUCUUGCAAGUGUUGGGAAAUCGGGACAAAUGAGAACUCUCUUUACGGACCUCGCAUCCACUGACGUCGGAGAUCUCCUUUCCACGGAAGGCGAGUUGUAUCUUGUAGUGAAGGUGCAAUCGUCGUCACAAGUUUUAGCAGGCAAACCUCCCUCUCGCGGCGGAUCAAGAGGCAACUCAUUGUCUAGGGACAGUUCUAGCAAGGAUCGGGAGAAACCUACAUCUGCUGGCGCUGCAUCGAAGGCAGGUAGGAGGAGUUUGAUGUGGGGGAAGACCAGGACUCCAUCCAACGCGACCAAGCUUACGUCUCUCUCUGAAGCCGAGACCGGCGCCGAAUCACAUUCUAGUCGAGAUGGUGCCAAUAAAAGCUCUUCGUCACGAAAUGGUGGAGACGCUAAGCCCGGAGUUUUGACUCAAACUAUCUCGAAGACUGUUGGUAUGGGAGCUUUGAAAUUGAGCUCACUGAUGAAGAAUCAAGAUGAAGCUGAGCAAGUCAUGAGUAUAUGGGCACCGUCAGCUGCUUCUGGGUAUGAGAAGCCAAGUCUAAGUGAUGGAUGGGAAGAGAUAAUUCGUGAUUUAAUGACAAGCCAAUCCGGUCAGUAUGAAAAGUCCCGAAGGACGGAACGUCUACAGGUAUAUCUGAAGGCAUUCAACAGCCCGGAUGCAGAUGGACUGAUCAAGUCUACUCCAACAUUACUAUCAGGAAUCUUGAAGACAAAUAAAAUGGGCUUUUCAGGAGCGCCAACAAAGCCAAGAUCAGAUAUCUAUGUCACUAUUGAUGACGCCUUUCUUCCCAAACAUGCUCUUCUGUCACGAUCGGUUGGCAGUGCGAUGCCUGUAUCCUCGUCCUUUGAAGGGUCAAAUCUUCAAGUAACUAUGGAAGUAAGAAAGUCAAGCGGAGAACGACUCGAGGGCGCCAUUUACCCAUCAUCGAAUGCAGAGGGACAAAGUUCUUGGGAGUCGGUAGCAGCCGAACGAGGCGAUGCAUGGAGCCAAACACUGCGCUUAUCUAUACCACAGCAAGAGGUUUCGAAUUGCCAUCUGGUGAUGGUACUUGCGGAUGCACCAAAUCAUCCCCUUGCUAUAUGCCAUAUUCCACUUUGGGAUCAGCAGGCUUUCAUGCGAGACGGACAUCAUUGUUUACUUCUGUACAAAUACGAUGAGACAACCAUGUUACCUCGAGGCAGUUCGGCUGGUAAAAGUGGUUAUCUCACCCUGCCAUGGAAUGCUGGCGGGAAAGAUGAGGCUGUCACUGGACCGAUCGCCACUCUUCGUAUUCAAACAUACCUAUGCAGUACAAAAUUUUCACAGGAUAAAGUGCUCCUACGGAUACUCAAGUGGAAAGACCAGCCGUCAGGAGAUCUGCAGCAGCUUUUACAACGACUAGUCUUUGUCUCGGAGAUUGAGAUUGUGAAGUUACUUAGCGAUGUGUUCGAUGCGAUCUUCGGAAUACUCGUCGAACACACCGGAAACGAUGAUUACGAAGACCUCAUUUUUAGUGCUCUAGUUACAGUCCUUUCCAUUGUACAUGACCGACGAUUCAAUCUCGGCCCCUUGGUUGAUCAAUAUGCCGAAACUCGAUUCAACUACCCAUUCGCAUCACCGUGCCUCGUGAGGUCUUUCACUCGUCUGCUUGCCAGCCCUUCUGAUCCAGAAACCUCGAGAAAACUGCGUGCUACAUUCAAGGUGGUUCGACAUAUCUUAAAAUUCAUCACUCAUGCGAGAGGGCAGCAGAAAGUGAAGGAAGCUGACAUCGGGAUUACUCGUUCGAGUUCAGGGUUUGGCCGCCAACUCCGCCAGAUUUUCAAGGCACUUGAAGGAAUGAUGAGAACCACGGCGCCCAUUUUGGUAGGAAGUCAAACAUUGGCUGUGCAACAUUUUCAUACUUGGCUUCCAGAGCUUACCGGCUUGCUCAGCAGAGAGCAGAUUUUGCAUAUUGCCAUUGACUUCAUGGAUUCAUGUGCAUUGGUAAAGGGAAAACUCAUAUUGUAUAAACUUGUUUUAAUCAUUAAUUAUUCUCGACUGGAUCUAUUUACUCAACCCGAACAGAUGAAGGCUAUCGCUGCGAACACGGCUAGGUGGAUCUUACCACAUUGGGGUAAGACAACAGAGGUCACCGAACAAUGGAGGGAGCAAGUUCGACUUUGUUGUUCAAUUUUGGCGAUACAAAUGAAUAAUUUGGGCCCUGAAAUUCCUGUAUACAUACCUAAAAUCGUCGAUUCAUAUCUUACACUACGUACAGGCGAAGUAAAGUCGCAGACUCGCUUGUCGUUGCUAUUCCCCACCGCGUAUCCUUUUCCCAGUAAAGUUAUCGCCGAGAAGGCGGAAUUCGAUGAAGCACUUAUUGAGCUUUCGGCAGUCCUAUCUUCCAUCUCAAAUCUACCUGCAGGUAUGCAGCUUGAGCUUGCACAAGGCGACAUGGCAACUUUAAUUGAGGGUCUCUUGAAUAUUCAUCUAAGCAUAUUAGGAUGUGAGGCAUUUCCACAAAAUUGGUUGAGCAUUCGCAUCUUCCACCACAAAUCAACACUCAAAACACUCGAGUAUUUGGCCGGUAUUCUUCUGGACGGAUUCAUACCUCACCCUGACGAUGCGGAAGAAUAUAAUACCGAAUUGUGGAAAGCAUUCUUCACUACUUUACUCAAACUCGUCGGCAGUGAUUCUUUGGCACUGGAAACAUUCCCGGAGCAGAAACGAAGAGCAGUAUGGAAGAUUGCUGGUGAUGUGCGUGAGAAUGGCGCGGAGCUCCUGAGGCGAACGUGGGAGUUCACUGGUUGGGAUACUACCCCUGAAGAGCGACAGAAAUACGCUUUAGCCAAAAUGGGAGGUUACCAAGUUCAAUAUGUGCCUGCACUUGUCGGACCAAUCCUUGAGUUGUGUCUUAGUGUGCACGAAGGUCUUAGGCGCGUCGCAGUGGAAGUUCUACAGACCAUGAUCGUCAGCGAAUGGACUUUGAGUGAAGAUUUAAGUGCUAUCCAAACUGCAAUUAUCGAGUGCCUAGAUCAGCUCUUCAAAUCGAAGCCCUUGACAGAAAGCAUUCUACAGAAAUUGUUCAUCAAUGAGCUAUUCACCUUAUUUGAUAACUUGUCUCGAAAUCCAGAUGAUCUGCUUUACAAUGCUAUAAAAGACCUCAUUGGUACCACUGAUGAGUUCCUGGAUCUUCUCGUUGCGGUCAAUAGUACGGACGUCACCGGUGAAGCUUCUCAUAUGAUUCAUCGCCUACGAUUAAUGGAAUUUCUUCGAGAUAUGCAGAAGGAGGAUAUCUUCAUUCGAUACGUCCACCAACUUGCAGAGUUGCAGACAAAUGCUGGAAACCACACUGAAGCCGGACUUGCAUUGCGUCUUCAUGCCGACUUAUACCAAUGGGAUCCUUCCAAAAUACUGCCUCCGUUGGACGAACCAGAUUUCCCUGCCCAAUCUCACUUCGAUCGAAAAGAAAGAAUUUAUUUCGACAUGAUCAAAAACUUUGAAGAGGGUGAGGCAUGGAGUAGUGCCCUGUCCGCCUACAAAGAACUGCAAUAUCAAUACGAAGAGAAUGUUUUCGAUUUCUCUAAGUUGGCUAGAACACAACGAGCAAUUGCCACAAUUUACGAAUCAAUUUCCAAGGCCGACAAAAUCGUUCCCAAGUACUUCCGUGUUAUUUACCGAGGAAUGGGCUUCCCUCAGAGCUUGCGCGACAAGGAAUUUGUGUAUGAGGGAUCUCCUAAUGAGCGAACUUCGGUGUUCACAGAUCGCAUGCAAGAGCAACAUCCUUCGGCUCAGAUUGUCACUGCUGGCGAUGUGGACGACGUAGAAGGUCAAUUCUUGCAAAUAUCCUCCUUGAGCCCGCAUCGAGAUCUUGCUCAUCACGUCUUCCAACGUUCUAAAGUCCCUCAAGUCAUUCGAGACUAUCUACUCUCCGCAAAUCCUCGUUAUUUCUCCACCACAUCUCGCCGCACUACUUCAGGCCCGAUCAGUGAACAUUCAGCUGAGAAGAUAAUCUAUGCUACUGUAGAUACAUUUCCAACAAUUCUUCGCCGCAGCGAGAUUGUUUCCGUGGAUAGAUAUAAGCUUGAUGCUCACCAAACAGCUCUUGAACGAAUCAUUCGCAAAACCCAAGAGAUGACUGCCGUGGAAAAGAGGAUUGCAGAUGGCGAAGAUGAUAUUGCACCACUGUUAAUUGAAGCAAUAAGUAUAUCCGUGGAUCCUAAUUCUGAGACCAGUAUCGCGAGAUAUAGAGAAUUGCUGCCUCAUUCUACACAGAGUGAGGACGAAGAGGGGGAAACGGUAGAGCUAGGACCGAUAGAUAACGCCCUCAAAAUUGCGCUGAUAGAUCAUGCUAUUAUGAUCAAAAGAUGCCUGGCUAUGUUUGCAAAAUCGCCCAAUCUUCACAGUCAGGAUGAUUUGCAGCACUAUUUUGAACAAACAUUUGCGUCCGAGCUCGCCUCUCUACAAAUUCUCCAACCACUUCUCUCAAAUACUUCCCCAGGCCUCGUUCCAGGCUGGACACUUUCGCCUUCAUCAUCCAAGGGAGAUCUCAUGAAUAACUCACAGGGACAUCUGGCACUUCCCCAUUCCCAAUCUUUCACACACGGUACUAUCGAUACCAGCAUUCUCGAUAGUCCCGAUCACACCCGCGCAACUGGCGCUUCUAAACGUCUCAGUUCAUUCCUUCUCAAUCGAAAUGGAAGUGACGAUCGAGAAAAUCGCCCUCCGAAGAAAGAAAAUCGCAAGAGCUUCUUUAGUGGGAAUGGAUUAAGUAUGAACGGUAUUUCCAUAACACAUAAGGACCGUGGCCGAAAAGAAGCUGUAGAUGAUUUUGCCAUUUCUGAAGAGAAUGAUUUGUCGCAUAGUAUGGAAGAUUCUAAGGAAUGGGUAACGCAGAGCGAUCUUUCGGUUCAGCCUCCUCAAGGAAACUAUACUACAAGUAAUGUAGCUAAUGGAAGGAGAAGCAGUAGUUCUCAACGCAGACCAGGCACUACGGGAACAGGUAGUAGCCAAGGUAUAGGGGGGCUGGGAAUGGGAAUGGGUAUUGGAAUGGGAAGUAAUAGUAGUGGAUUUGGUGGAAGUGUGAGGAAGAGGUUUAGUGUGUUGAGGUUGGGGAAAAAAGCGAGUACGGUGGGGAGUGGGUUGAGUGGAGAUUUAAAAGAGGAAUAA
Molecule: messenger RNA, 6237 nt
Organism: Botrytis byssoidea
Lineage: Eukaryota; Fungi; Ascomycota; Leotiomycetes; Helotiales; Sclerotiniaceae
Exons: 2
Coding region: 1-6237 (2078 amino acids)
Biological process (GO): small GTPase-mediated signal transduction
Cellular component (GO): cytoplasm; plasma membrane
Molecular function (GO): small GTPase binding; guanyl-nucleotide exchange factor activity
Source: RefSeq, a predicted model, not a curated record